Messenger RNA from Malassezia sympodialis ATCC 42132, 399 nucleotides. RefSeq lists its product as uncharacterized. The transcript is spliced from 2 exons. Lineage: Eukaryota; Fungi; Basidiomycota; Malasseziomycetes; Malasseziales; Malasseziaceae. The coding region runs from base 1 to 399 and encodes 132 amino acids. The record is from RefSeq and is a predicted model, not a curated record.
AUGGUUCUCUACGACUACGAUGCUGAGGAGGACAAUGAACUUUCCCUGCGCGAGGGUCAGAAACUGAUCCAUGUUGACCAGGUGGACGAAGGCUGGUGGUCUGCUACAGGACCGGAUGGAUCGGUCGGCUUAUUCCCCGCCAAUUAUGUUGAGCUGUUGGAACCACCGCCUGCACCUCCAGCUCCGUCGGCCUCGGCCCCGGAGACUGCCGCGGCUCCUACGAACAGUGCGAUUGCCCUGUAUGACUACGACAUCGAUGAAGACAAUGAAAUUGCUCUUGCGGAAGGCGAUCGCAUUGUUGACAUUGAGUUUGCCAGUGACGAUUGGUGGAGCGGCACGAAUGAGCGCACAGGUGCCACCGGCUUGUUCCCUGCCAACUAUGUCGAGUACCAAUCGUAG